Sordaria macrospora k-hell is the source of this 2103-nucleotide messenger RNA. RefSeq lists its product as uncharacterized. The record is from RefSeq and is a predicted model, not a curated record. NCBI's taxonomy places the organism in Eukaryota, Fungi, Ascomycota, Sordariomycetes, Sordariales, Sordariaceae.
AUGGACGAGAUAGUUGUUGAUCCCGGUUCUAGCGCCGCCCAGUUCAGUAUCAUGCAGUCGCAACAACCACCCCAGCACGGCCCCGAGGUCCGCCUGACCGCCGCCGGUGUGCCCCGCAAGAAGCCCGGUCGCAAGCCGAAACCCAAAGAUCCCGCCGACGAGAACUCGACCGCUACCGAACAACAGCCUAAGCAGCGCCGUCCGCGCAAGCCCAGAGACCCCAAUGCCCCUCCCAUCCAGAGAAAGAGGAAAGCGGCCGCGACCGACGCCCCCGAUGCCGCCGAUAUUGCCGACCACGACACCUCGAUGGAGAUUGACACCUCGUUGGCUUCUGCCAAUCGUUUUAGUCUCGGCGGCCCCAGCAGGUUAGAAGCGCCCAUCAAUUCCCUCGAUCAACGGGCGCAAAAGAUACCCAAACGCGAACCGUCCCAUGCCGUGUCCAUGAGCCAGCUGCUCAACGAAGUUGACCCACCGCCGAAGCCCCAGCCUGCCGCUGCCAAACAAGUCUAUGAUCCCGUAAGAAGCAGUUACGACCCGGUCCGCGAAACCAUGAUGUCCAGAGACGUUUUCGGCACCGGCUCUAUUAUGGGCUCGCCCCGCGCACCUACCUCACAGCCUGUUAUUAACCGCGCCAGCGCCUCGCCAUCGAUUGCGAGCUUGGUCGAUCCUCCUGCUCCCCCCAACAUCGCUUCGCCUGUUCCGUCACACCAAACGCCUUACAGCACUGCUGCCCCUACAAGAUCACGACUCCAAGAGUCAACAUCUGCUACUCCUUCGUCAUCCAACCCUGCGCGCCCCACGCUACAGCAAAUCACAAAGCCGCAAAUCAUCGAAGUCAGGCGUGCCCCUCCGCCGCCUCCCGCACCAGCGGCCUCCCACAGAAAGCCAUCACCUCCCAAAAACUCGUUCACUAGUAUGUCCACAGUUCCGCCGACAUCAUCGGCAGCAGCUGCUACCAACGCAGUAACAGCGGCCCCUUCAACAACAGCUCCGCCCACCAACAACAAGAAGCUCACAGCUCUUGUGCAACAAGAACGCGAAAGCACAAAUUCCCGCGGAAACAAGACUGGUAGCAACCAUUCUUCAGAAGCGGUUAAACGCGACGGAGGCAGCAACAGCCUAAAAGAUGCUCUCCUUCCCCCUUUACCCUCUGUCGGUGGUCACGGCACAGAGCGCUCCAUCCUCGACUUUGGCAAAGCCAACCCCGGUCAAGAAAUCGAAGCACCAUCUAUCAAGAUCCACGUCCCUUUGAACGGCGAAACGAACAAAUACGUCAACUUCAUGCGCAUGGCCGAGGAGCAAUACGGUUGGGACGCUUUACACCCUCGACAAGCAGCCAACCGGGAGCGCAAAGCUCGCAUCGCAGCCGCUACUGCCGCGCUCGAGAAGUCAGUUGGCGCCAGCGGGCGGGAGUCAGGAGAGGAAAUGGACGAGGACAUCCAAUCGGACGCGGAGAACAGUAACAUUGAGAUGGGCGGCAUGGGUGUUUCUCAUGCUCUUACUAAUGGCGCAGCUGCCUCCGGCCCAGAGGCACCAGCAAAGCCGGCGAGGAAAAAGAGAAAUUUCAAGGAGGACGAAUAUGAUAUCGAUGAUGACUUUGUCGACGACUCGGAGAUGCUCUGGGAGGCGCAAGCGGCUGCUUCCAGGGAUGGAUUCUUUGUUUACUCUGGUCCGCUGAUCCCCGAGGUACCCAAACCGGAGGUCGUACCCCCUGCUCGUCGCGGACGCGGUGGAGGAAGGGGCAGCAGAGGUGGCCGCGGCGGGACAACACGCGGUGGUGCUGCUAGCGCGGCACAUGGGGCGGAUGGUACAGCAACGGAGAAACCCAGUGGACGCGGACGAGGCGGUGGACCGGGGAGUAGAGGUGGUCGGGGCGGCGGUGAUGGGACGAGGAAGCCGCGGAUUACGAAACUGGAGAAGGAGCAGAGAGAUAAGGAGAAGGCGGAGAGGGAGAAGGAAAUGAAGGAGAGGGAACGGUUGGCAAUUAUUACAGCGGCGGCGAAGGCCAACGUGGCAGCGGGUGGAGGAGGAGGACCGUAUAUGUUGGGAUUGAGUCCGCCUCCUGCUGCGGCGGGAGGACCCACGGCGAUGAUGAUUGAUUAG